This is a messenger RNA of Bombus pascuorum, 2431 nucleotides long. RefSeq lists its product as uncharacterized. The record is from RefSeq and is a predicted model, not a curated record. The transcript has 5 exons. The coding region runs from base 1 to 1779 and encodes 592 amino acids. Lineage: Eukaryota; Metazoa; Arthropoda; Insecta; Hymenoptera; Apidae.
AUGUUAAUCGAAAGGGCUGGCCCAUUGGGCACCGGUCAGCGAAGACCAUCACGAUCUCCACGUAGUCAAAGAAGCCGUAGCGCAGAUGUCGAUUGCUUGAAGAAAUAUACAGAAAGACGAGUCGAGGAGAGAAGGCACACAGAGAUACCAGACGCGAGCAAGCUCGAUCCUUCCAAAUGGGUGCCACUACCGAAAAAUAUCACGCGAAUCCAACCAGCGUUGAAGAAAACGCAACAGUCGUCAAGAGACGAAGAGAAACGACGUUCGGUGUCGAGCGAAACCGAGGAAUCCAUAGCGGAUAGCACAACGGACAUGGGUACACCAAAGAAAUUGUCUCCUACGAAAGAAGAAGAAACGACGAAGGAAGCCGAAGAAAAGAAAAACGAUACGUCCUCGCCAGCUUCGUACAGACAGACGGCCGGCAGAAGUCAUAGCGCGGACGUCAGCCACUUAAAGAAAGAGAAACUAGUCGAAGAACGAAGGCAUACGGAAUGCAGCGACCCCAGAACGAUCGCGACGAGGUGGCUACCGCAAAUUAACACCUCAAGGUUCCGCUACGAUGCAUCCCCGUUCGCAAGGAUCAGCAACAGCUGCGAAAUCACGAAAAACGCCGCGACCAGAUGGAUGACGUUCGUCAAGAACCCAUCCCCUUGUCCAAUACCGCGAAUGAACACGGAAAGAAAGCCUUCCGCGACGGAAGCGUGUCAUGCGACUGAUGGAUCACAACUUAAAAGCGUUAAAAGCGAAUCGCCCAAGUGGGAGCCGCUGCGAAAAUUCGCGCCAAUGGCGUCGAAGACCAGUGCCGAGUCUAGUCCAAGACAAGAUAAAUCGGACUCGAGUCGAGAUUCGCCAAAGCGUUCCCCUGACGCCAAUGAACAAUCGAAAAGACUUACCCAACGCAUGCGAGAUCUUUACGACUUCAAAACAGAAAACGAGUGGCCGAAAAGGGCGAUAAAUGCUCGACGUGGGAACACGUGGAUAAGUAAAAGCAGCAGCGAAGAGGAAAGAACUAAUCUAUCGGCUCGUAGAAAUAGCCAAGAUUUGGAGUUCAAUGACAGAAUGAACGUGAUGAAGCUGAAGGAUACGAAGGUACAGCCUGACCACCAAGAACCCAAACGACCAAGGACUCCAAAGAAAGAUGGACCACAUCCAAGUACUUCCUCCGACAUUUACAACAGCGAGUACGAGGAACGUUUAAGAAAGUUCAACGAGAGACUCCGAUACAGCGAAGAUCUAGGUUUGGCGAAGCCAAAGAUCAAGGAAAGGCGAACCUACUCCGAUGACUACGACGAAAAAGCUCGUCGUGCAUCCACCCGAUCAAAUACAGGAAGCUCGGUACGCUCGACGCGGACAGAUUCGAUUCGACUGACGCGUGCUGAAGGUUCGAUUCGAUCGGUGAGAUCGACACGCUCGGAAGAUUCACCAAGAAGUCGAUUUCAAGCCGAAAAGAAGAGGCCUUCGGACGCUAGUACCAAAUCCAGGGGAAGUUACGCUGAAGUAUCUCCUAUAACUCCUACAAAAAAAGAGUCCCGCCCAAGCGACGCGAGUUACGUUAGCGUAGGCAACUAUUCGGCUAAAAGAGCAAGCGUGGAUUGCAAGAGCAGCAGACAAAUGGUGGAACUUCCGCCACGAAGAGCUUUCAGUCAAACGGAAGAGAGACCAGCGACGCCUGUUCCGCCGAUAGAAUGGAACGACGAUCGUUACGCGGCUGCUCGUCUCAAACAGACCUCCGAACGCCAGAAGAGGGACAGUACGAGAUAUAAAGUGUACCUGACGUAAGAUGGGUGGAAAAAUGGUUAUUUUUGAUUAACACGAUGAAUAAGUAGAAACUUCGUCGAUGUAAAACGAGGACGUUUUUGAAAAAAUCGAUUCCUCGGUGAAUUCUCUUCGACAGAACUGAUUAUUUGUGGGAAGUUAUAGAUAUAAAAAAUGUUGUGAGAGAGUUGAUCAAAGGUAGACGAGACAUAAAAAGAUACGUGAGUUUGAUAAAUUUACGUUCAAUAAUUUAUUUCGUCAACCCGUGAUCGUUAGUAAGACAGUUGUUCUAGUCAAAUGUUACACACGUAGUCGUUGGAAGUUCACCAGCACCUGAAAUUCUCCCUUUUGCCACAAUUCGGUGUCAAAUUUUGAAUAUGUGUGCCGUAUGCCGGAAAUGGUGUUUUAUAUAUGGAGGAUUCUUGUAAGAGUAUAAUUUAUGACGAUAUCGUCGAACGGUAUGCAGCUUUCAAUCAUGAUUUUGAAAGGAGUCGAUAUGCUUUAUGAAGUUUCAAAUGAAACUGAUUUUCAAUAAUUAUUGUACGACGUUGAAAAACAUUGCAUUACUUCAUGUACGAUCGCGACAGAAUGUAAAACGUAAAAGAAAAGUGUACCUAAUGCCGUACAAGUAAUAUGUAAUAUGAUUUAACUAAUAAAAUAUUCUUUAAAAAAAAAA